GAGAAGAUAUCAAUAUGGCUCCACAUCCCAUGACUUUGGUCAUAAAAAUCUCUGCAUCACCACCCUUUUCAAGAAAUUUCUAUUUCUUUUUCCUUUUACACUGAUCAAUCAAAUCUCUCUUUUGCUUUUCUUUCAUUAAACUCUGUCUCACCACCACUCCCCAGUAUCUUCUUCUUUCCCUUUGAAUAACAUCAUGGCAGUUAAAUAAUUGGGAUUAGGAUUACUGUCUAAAACUCAGCUGCCUGUUGGGUCAUGUCUUGCAAUCGGAUGGCUUUUUUCCCAGCAAAUUUCAUGCUCCAAACUCCUCAUCAAGAAGAUCAUUCUCAACCACCAAAUUCCAUCAAUCAAAUGCUUCCUUCAUGCACACCCCAAGAAUUUCAUGGUGUUGCGUCAUUUCUGGGGAAGAGAUCAAUAUCGUUUUCCGGUAUUAAUGCAUGUGAAGAAGCAAAUGGGGAGGAUGAUUUGUCAGAUGAUGGUUCACAAGCAGGAGAAAAGAAGAGAAGGCUUAACAUGGAACAAGUGAAGACUCUUGAGAAGAACUUUGAGUUGGGCAAUAAGCUUGAACCUGAGAGAAAAAUGGAGCUGGCUAGAUCUCUUGGAUUGCAGCCAAGGCAAAUUGCCAUUUGGUUUCAGAACAGAAGAGCAAGGUGGAAAACCAAGCAACUUGAGAAAGACUAUGAUCUGCUUAAAAAACAGUAUGAAGCAAUCAAAGCAGAUAAUGAUGCACUCCAAGCUCAGAACCAAAAGCUCCAUGCACAGAUAUUGGCACUGAAAGGAGGGGAACCGACGGAAUCCAUCAACCUCAAUAAAGACACCGAAGGUUCAUGCAGUAACAGAAGUGAAAACAGCUCAGAUUUGAAUCUGGUCAUCUCAAGGACACCAGCAAUCGACAGUCAUCCCACAAGCAUAACCCUUUUCCCUACGACAUCCAUUAGGCCCAACGGUGGCGGCGUUGCGGUAGCGCAGAUGUUUCAAACAGCAUCGUCAAGGCCGGAUAAUCACCUCCAAUGCCAAAAGAUGGAUCAGAUGGUUAAAGAAGAAGGCCUCGGUAACAUGUUCUGUAGCAUCGAGGAUCAAACAGGGUUUUGGCCAUGGCUUGAGCAUCACCAUUUCAAUUGACGAGUUUAAAAAGUUUUACAUCAAGAGGUGAUUAAUUUAAGGAGGAAUAAAUUAUACGUUUUAAGUUGGAAGUGAUGAGGUAGUUGGUAUGAAGCAGAUGUAGUUAGCUUUGGAAUCGUGUUCUUUGCAUUGAAGAGAUGACAUUGUAAUGAUUUCUUCCUCUUCUUCUUCUUGGUGCUGAUAAUCAUCAAACGCUAAUGCCUAAUGGAUCAUGGUGAACAAAACCUGGUCCAAGUUAUGGACUGUUUUAACCCAAUUUUUUUCUAUUUUUGUUGUAAAAAACGGGAGAGUAUGGAAUUCCAACACACAUUCCAAGAGAAGAAGAAGACAAGCAGAUUGAAGAGCAGAAGAAAACAAGAGGAGUUGGAAACUGUCGUUCUCGUGAAGGGGACGUUGCCAGAACCCUACUGCCAUUUACUGCUCAGCCCAUUUUUGGACUCUUUGAUGGCACCAAAAUAUUAUAUAUAUAUAUAUAUGAUAUGACCCACUCUAUCGACCACUUGCUAUCAUCCAACAAAGUCCUCCUCCUUACCCCCACUUUCUUCCAACUCCUUCUCCCGAUUUCUUACGUGUAUCAUGUUCGUACAGAAUAGAACGGUAUUGAACAAAUAAUUCCGAAUCAUUUGGCUCCCACAAUGUACAACAUAUGGAGGAAAGAACAAUUUAGGGUUUGAAAUGAAAUGGACAGAUGAUUGAAAACA
Messenger RNA from Hibiscus syriacus, 1820 nucleotides. RefSeq names its product homeobox-leucine zipper protein ATHB-13-like. NCBI's taxonomy places the organism in Eukaryota, Viridiplantae, Streptophyta, Magnoliopsida, Malvales, Malvaceae. The transcript is spliced from 3 exons. Gene Ontology annotation, cellular component: nucleus. The record is from RefSeq and is a predicted model, not a curated record. Gene Ontology annotation, biological process: positive regulation of DNA-templated transcription. Gene Ontology annotation, molecular function: DNA-binding transcription factor activity, RNA polymerase II-specific; sequence-specific DNA binding. The coding region runs from base 253 to 1119 and encodes 288 amino acids.